Molecule: messenger RNA, 2993 nt
Organism: Myotis davidii
Lineage: Eukaryota; Metazoa; Chordata; Mammalia; Chiroptera; Vespertilionidae
Gene: GPATCH1
Product: G-patch domain containing 1
Exons: 19
Coding region: 13-2745 (910 amino acids)
Biological process (GO): mRNA processing
Cellular component (GO): nucleus
Molecular function (GO): RNA binding
Source: RefSeq, a predicted model, not a curated record
GCAGGGAGCAGGAUGGCGGCCCCGGACAGUGACAGCGAGGAGGACUUGGUCAGCUAUGGGACAGGUUUGGAGCCACUGGAAGAAGGUGAGAGACCAAAGAAACCAACUCCUCUUCAGGAUCAGACUGUCAGAGAUGAAAAAGGAAGGUAUAAGCGGUUUCAUGGAGCCUUCAGUGGAGGGUUUUCUGCUGGGUACUUCAACACGGUCGGCUCAAAAGAAGGAUGGACACCCUCUUCCUUUGUGUCUUCACGACAGAACAGAGCAGACAAAUCUGUUCUUGGUCCGGAAGAUUUUAUGGAUGAAGAGGAUCUUAGUGAAUUUGGGAUCGCACCUAAAGCAAUUGUUACCACAGAUGAUUUUGCUUCCAAAACCAAAGAUAGAAUACGAGAUAAGGCCAGGCAGUUAGCAGCUGCUACUGCCCCUAUUCCUGGAGCCACUCUGCUUGAUGACUUCAUAACGCCAGCAACAUUAUCUGUUGGUUUUGAAUUGCUGAGAAAAAUGGGUUGGAAAGAAGGACAAGGAAUUGGUCCUCGAGUAAAGAGAAGACCACGCCGACAAAAACCUGAUCCUGGAGUGAAAAUCUAUGGCUGUGCAUUACCUCCUGGAGGCUCAGAAGGAUCUGAGGAUGAGGAUGAUGACUACCUGCUAGAAAAUGUGACCUUUGCACCCAAGGACGUCAUGCCCGUGGAUUUCACACCUAAAGAUAAUGUACAUGGACUGGCUUACAAGGGUCUGGAUCCCCACCAGGCGUUGUUUGGAGCUUCAGGAGAACAUCUUAAUCUUUUCAGUGGGAGACCCGAGGGAGCCAGCAAUCUUCUUGGAGAUAUUGGAGUGAAUAAAGGGAGAAAGUUGGGAAUUUCAGGCCAGGCUUUUGGUGUUGGUGCCCUGGAAGAGGAAGAUGAUGAUAUCUAUGCCACGGAAACUCUAUCCAAGUAUGACACCAUUUUGAAGGACGAGGAGCCUGGAGAUGGACUCUAUGGCUGGACAGCGCCCAAGCAAUAUCAAAGUCAGAAAGAAUCAGAAAAAGAUCUUCGCUACAUUGGCAAAAUACUGGAUGGAUUUUCCUUGGCUUCUAAAUCUUUGUCUUCUAAGAAAAUUUAUCCACCACCUGAAUUGCCAAGAGACUAUCGACCGGUGCAUUAUUUCAGACCUGUGGUAGCUGCAACCUCAGAGAAUUCCCACUUACUUCAAGUGUUAUCAGAAUCAGCUGGAAAGUCAAUACAUGACCCAGGGACACAGAGUAGACACCAACUGAAUGCCUCCAAGCGGGGAGAGUUGCUAGGAGAAACACCUAUUCAAGGUUCAGCUACUUCAGUGUUAGAAUUUCUGUCCCAAAAAGAUAAAGAGAGAUUCAAAGAAAUGAAGCAGGCAACUGACCUGAAAGCAGCUCAGCUCAGGGCCCUGAGUCUGGCCCAGAAUGCCGCAAGCAGCAGAACCCAGCCCCCCUCUCAGGACGUCGGACACGGCUCUUGGCACACGGCAUUGAGUGGUGGGACAGCCACCACAAAAGCCAGCAACUUCAAACCUUUCGCCAAAGAUCCAGAAAAGCAAAAACGAUAUGAAAAGUUUUUAGCAAAUAUGAAACGGGGUCAGAAAGGUGGGUGCGAGGCCUGGCCUCCCGUGUCUCAGCCAGUGGCAGUGAUCUUGGUGUUCUGCCCUAGUCCCAGAUUUAAAGUUGAGGCACCCUGCUCUGCCCGUGUGCUUCGUUCUGCGGUAAACAGUGCGAAUGAUGUCAAUGACAAGCAGUCGGCUGUGAAGAUGAAGAUGUUUGGGAAGCUCACCCGAGACACAUUUGAAUGGCAUCCUGACAAGCUUCUAUGUAAGAGGUUUAAUGUCCCUGACCCUUAUCCAGAUUCAACUUUAGUUGGCUUACCAAGAGUGAAACGUGACAAAUACUCAGUCUUCAACUUUCUGACACUCCCAGAGACAGCUUCCUUGCCUACAACUCAAGCCUCAAGUGAAAAAGUACCGCAGCACCGAGGUCCCGACAAAUCAAAAAAAACAUCCAGAUGGGAUACAUCUAAACAAGAAAAGAAAGAAGAUUCCAUUAGUGAAUUCUUAAGUUUGGCUAGAUCAAAAGUUGGUCCACUUGAACAAGAGUCCAGUCCAUUAGUAAACAAAGAGGAAGUGCAUGUGAAGGAAUCACUCUCAAAUAAGCUGGUAAACAAAGAUGUGGAUUCACAGACUGAAGGGGGAGAGAGCCGCCCAUCCAUGGACUUAUUCAAGGCCAUCUUUGCCAGCUCCUCUGAAGAAAAGUCCUCAUCCUCUGAGGAUGAGCAGGGCGACAGCGAGGAUGAUCAGGAGGGUCCCGGGGAGGCUGACUUCAAAGGUUCCCAGGAGGAGCUGUCGUCUGUGGCACCCACUAGUGAGCCGGCCCCCCAGGAGCCCGCGCCUUCCUUCGUGAUACAGAAGAUGCAGAUAGACGAAAGAGAAGAGUUCGGCCCUCGGCUGCCUCCUGUCUUCUGCCCCAAUGCUCGUCAGAAACUUGAGGCUCCUCAAAAAGAGAAACAUAAAAAGAACAAAGAAAAACACAAGACCAAGAAAGAGCACAGACGGAAGAAAGAGAAGAAAAAGAAACAUCGGAAGCACAAACACAAAGGCAAGCAAAAGAAUAAGAAGUCAGAAAAAAGUAGUAGUUCUGAGAGUGCUGACAGCAGUGACAGCCAGAGUGAAGAAGACACCGCAGACAUGUCACCCCAGGAACUGCUAAAACGGUUAAAACAUCUUCCCCUAAGGAGGCAGUAGUUGAAUUCUGCCCUGGCCUGUUCCGAAACCAGAUCUCCUCCAUGAUGGAAGUCCAUUGAUUGCUCAGUUAAUACAUUGUACAGAUUGUAUUUAUAUGUAAAUUCAUGCUGUAAAAUAAUUUUUAAAACCUUGACAUUUCAAAGGCUGCCUUGGAAGGUCACAGAAAUUGGCUUCUAUUUUUAACUUCAGUUAGUGUCAAGGAAAAAAUUCAGACUGUACAGUUUAAUUAAAAUGGAUUUUUCUAUUUC